AGAACAAUCCUUUGCUACUUUCCACUUCACCUGAUGGAAACUUUGAGAUGCUGCCUCUCACUACAUGGAUAUACUGUUGUGUUUACGGUCCUUGCAAUGAUCAGCAAAGGGUCACCAUGUGAAGCUCCUUCCAGUCCUGAGUGCUUCAGAAGAGGUGCCGAUCACAACAUGUACAAGUGUGAGUGGAGCAUGAAUACAACAGAGAGCGAUGUGACAUUUGACUUCUACCUUAAUGAAACAAAAAUUGAGAGCAUAAAGAAUAACACCUCAGCUGAGUUUACCGUGGAACGGCUCAUCAUAAUGGAAACUGUAUACAUUUGGCUGGAGGCUCAUGAUGGAAACUCCAGCUGUACAUCACUCAAGAGUUUUGUUGUCCUGGCCAGCAUAGUUAAGUAUGAAGCUCCACAGGAGAUUAUGAUGUCAUGGGUUAAAGACAACCUCAAUUUAAGAUGGAAAGCAGCAGAGAACUAUCCAGCAUUAGCCGAGGUCCGGUUCCGUCGACAUGGACACCCCAAUGAAUCAUGGGUGAACACACUGAAUUCAACAAAAACCAAGGCAGGGACUUCAGUGUAUCCGGUCCGUCUGUUGAGCAACUCUGCUUACCAGGUUCAGAUCAGACAAAAGUCCACUCAAGCCCGUAAACCACUGUGGAGCGACUGGUCUCCAGUUGUGGACGUUCCUGCAGAACUUAAGGAAAAACCUGACGUCAACAUGAGCUCAGCACUUGUGAAUGGCACUCGAACUGUGACGCUGUUUUGGAAGCGGAUGCCUUCUGCCACAGCAGUCACAGGAGUGACGUACAGCCUGAAUAACACGCAGUAUCCUCGCGGAUGUCCCUGUUUGAAAAGCACCCAUCUCAUCCAAAAUAACAAGAAAACUUUUCACUUCUCCUACUCUGCUGUCGAUGUCUUUGUCAUUGCCAACAACACAGCAGGGUAUUCUCCUCCAGCUGUCGUUCAUUUACCUGCUGUGACUGCAGCAGACUUAAAAGCAUGCAGUGCAACGUUAUUGGAUGAAAAAUUAGACAGGAAGACUUGCCUUGAAUGGUACGAGCUUCACAACGGAGAUCCGAGGCCAGAAAAUGUGAUCACUUUAACAGGAAGGCAGAAGACAAAGGACAGGCAAAGAAUAAAGAAGGUUUAUGUUACAGACCUGAAGGACUUUGUUCGUUACCUUUACUAUGAACACAGAUGUGAUGACGGGAAACCACGGACAGUUGAAAUGUGUCUCUUUUAUAAAAAAGAGGAUGCUCCCCUCACAGAGCCGCAGGAUUUCAAUGCUAAUGGUGAAACACACUGCUCUGUGAACCUGUCUUGGCGAGGGAUUCCCUCCGAGGAGCAGCGAGGUUUCCUCACACACUACAGCCUCUGCAGGGAGAAAAUGAGCUCUCAGGAUGAGUCACCAGAGUGCCACAACAUCUCUGCCUCAUUGAUCACAUACCAUCUGGAAAACUUGACCCCCGCAACCAAGUACACCAUCAGCCUGGCUGGAGUGACACGAGGGGGAGAAGGACCUAAUGCCGUGGUCACAAUCAAUACACUGCCAGAAAAGACUUUUAAUGUGUGGUGGAGUCUCGGCUUGCUGUUGUUGUUCUUUUUAUUCCCAACAAUGUGUGCCUUUAUUUUGAAGAGAAUCAAAACCAAGAUCUGUCCUCCUGUGCCGACACCUGUUAUUGAUUUCAACUCUUAUCCAACGAAGAAUCAGGAAAUGCAGGUCAGAAAGGAGGAGGUGCAUGACCUGACACUGCACGUGCUGCUCCCGGAGGACAAGACUGUCCCAGAGGAGACAGAGGGGAUGACUGGCGUCAGAGGAGAGUGGGAUGGCACUGACGAGGACAUGGAGAAUGAAAGGGGGGAUUCAAGGAUGUCAGGAGACAUCAGUGAUGAGGGUCCCGACUGUACGGAUGAUGCACUGAGGAGCUCCAGAGAGACAGAGAUGACGGAUCUCCAACAGCUAGAAAACAAGUUUGCCAUGCUGAUAUACAGAAAUGGUUUGGUCUUCGAUGUGAAGACAGACUCACCUUAAAAUGGACCUAGCAGAGGGUCUUACUGCCUUGAAGCAAAGGAUUACACAAACAUACCUCGGCUGAAUUAUUUGUGGACUCACUGUACACUUAAGACUGGAAGGAUUACAUUUUUCAUUUUCCAAAAUGUAUGAUUUUUUUUGUCUCUUUUGAUGGAAAUCACCCGCUGAAUCACCUUGUUUUAAUGGAGCUCAGUGUAUGGGCGUUUAUUCUUUAAGUAAUUAACCAACCACUCAGCGGAGUUCAGAUACAGCCUCACAAACCAACUCCUCAUCACACCCUGCAUUCUUCUGUCACCACCACCACCACCAGGGUCUAGACUACAUCCUACCCUGCUAUCUGCGUCAUUACCCCUCCGAGUGCAUGAAGUCAUCAUGACGGAGUCUAAUCGCCAAAGAUAUUCCACAUUGAUCUUUUCUAAAUUGUUAAAUGAAUAAUUGGUUCAUUCUUAAUGAAGUCUCUCCUGAUUUAAAUAUAAAUAUACGAUGUUCUUGUUUUGAA
Molecule: messenger RNA, 2524 nt
Organism: Labrus mixtus (cuckoo wrasse)
Lineage: Eukaryota; Metazoa; Chordata; Actinopteri; Labriformes; Labridae
Gene: il12rb1
Product: interleukin 12 receptor subunit beta 1
Exons: 15
Biological process (GO): cytokine-mediated signaling pathway
Cellular component (GO): external side of plasma membrane
Molecular function (GO): protein binding; cytokine receptor activity
Source: RefSeq, a predicted model, not a curated record